Messenger RNA from Schistosoma rodhaini, 4579 nucleotides. The record is from the annotation of a GenBank genome assembly. NCBI's taxonomy places the organism in Eukaryota, Metazoa, Platyhelminthes, Trematoda, Strigeidida, Schistosomatidae.
GUUUUUGGAAGUUGGUGCUACCCAGUCCAUACGACAGAGAUGGAAAAGAUUGCAAUUCUAGAUGCAGGUGCGCAAUACGGAAAGGUUAUCGACCGACGUGUUCGGGAGCUCUCUGUUUUUUCUGAAAUGUUGCCCAUCAACACUCCUAUCGAAAUGCUUAUGAAAGCUGAUUACAAGGCUUUUAUAAUCUCAGGCAGCCCUGACUCAGUUUAUCAGUCUGCUAGUUGCACAUGUGAUCCCAAACUCUUUGACGCAAACGUUCCUGUUCUGGGGAUUUGUUAUGGAAUGCAACUUAUUAACAAAAUGUUCGGUGGUCAAGUGAUGGAGGGCGACACUCGGCAAGAUGGCGUAUUUAAAAUUGACUGUGACACAACCUCCCCUUUAUUUGAAGGCUUGUCAAAACAGGAGCACGUAUUGUUUACCCAUGGAGAUCACUGCGUUACUGCCGCAUCAGGAUUUAAAGUCAUAGCCAAGUCUAGUUCCAACAUAGCUGGUAUCGCAAAUGAUGAAAAACGACUUUAUGGAGUUCAGUUUCAUCCCGAGGUGGAUCUCAGUACAUGCGGCUUGAAAAUUUUAAAGAAUUUUCUGUUCAAUAUAUGUAACCUUAAGGGAGACUAUAAAAUGAGUGAUAGGGUAGAAUUGUGCAUUUCAAAAAUACGUGAAGCCGUCGGUCAAAAUAAAAUCUUGAUUUUACUGAGUGGCGGCGUUGACUCCACUGUAUGUGCAGCCUUGCUAUCAAAAACUUUGGAUCCAUCCCAAAUCAUUGCUGUUCACAUUGACAAUGGUUUCUUAAGAAAAAAUGAAUCUUUAAGAGUGAUAGAAUCAUUAAAGUCAUUGGGAAUUAAAGUCCAUCUGAUCAAUGCAGGUCUUCGAUUCUUAUCAGGGACUACAAUGCUUCACGUCGAUGUAAUGACAGAGGCUUUGGCACCUGCUUCCGUCAGUCCUUCCAAAACACAAUCUGAUUCUGAAAUAAGCACAGGAACAUCAGACGAGACGUCAGAUCCAAAUACCAAAGAGUGCAGAUCGACGCUAGAUUCAAUGGCAUACUCCCAGUCUACGGAUACAUCUAACACUAAAAGACAGUCACAUGUCAGUGGUGGUGGAAUUCACCCACAUUUAGAAUCAAGAAACAUUCCCAUUGGACCUCUUAGGACAGUCACUAUUUUCCCCGAAGAUAAACGACAGAUUAUCGGUGAUACUUUUGUGCGUGUUGCCCAAGAAGUAUGGACUGAACUUCAGUUAGAUCCUAGUAGUUUAAUGCUCUGUCAAGGGACAUUGAGGCCUGAUCUAAUUGAAUCCGCAUCUAAUUUAGUAAGUCAACGAGCGGAUACAAUUAAGACUCAUCACAAUACAACCACAUUGGUUCAGAUUCUACAGAAGCAGGGUCGGGUUGUUGAGCCACUUUCGGACUUCCAUAAGGAUGAAGUUAGACAGAUUGGUAGGCAACUUGGACUUCCUGAGGCUAUUGUCAACCGACAUCCUUUUCCUGGUCCAGGUUUAGCAGUUAGAAUUUUGUGUGCUGCAGAACCCUACAUUGAACGAGAUUUUUCGGAGACAACAAGUCUUAUAAAAAUGAUCUCUGGAUAUCACCAAAUGUCGCAGAAGCCUCAUGCACUUUUAAACAAAAUCAAUGCUGCUGCUAGACCUGAGGAACAACAACGUUUAUCAAAAAUUACAGCAAAUCGGUCUCUAGCCGCUUAUGUUCUACCUAUUCGUUCAGUUGGCGUGCAAGGUGAUCAUCGUACUUAUAGUUAUGCUUGUGCUCUAUCUAGUUCAACUGCUCCAGAUUGGGAUGCCCUUUCGUUUUUGGCUAAUUUAAUACCUAGGAUAUGCCAUAAUAUCAAUCGCGUAGUAUAUAUAUUAGGACCACAAGUUGUUCAUCCAGUAAAUGAUAUUACAAUUACUUACCUUCGAGAACCUGUUAUCGAUACUCUUCGAGAAGUCGAUGAUAAGGUUAUGUCAGUACUUCAUAACAAUGGUUGUAUGAACAACGUUGAUCAAAUGCCAGUUGUUCUUAUACCGAUUCAUUUUGACCGUGAUCCAAGUCAAGUAGUAUCUAUUCCUUCUGUUUUACGGUCAGUUGUACUCAGACCUGUGAAAUCAGCUGAUUUCAUGACUUGUAUUGCUGCUGUUCCCGGUGUUCAUAUUCCAGAAGAUGUAUGUAAUUGUCUACAAUAUUAUUUGUUCUAUAUUUAUGUUAAUUUUAUGAAUGCAUUGUUUUUCUGUAUGUUUUAUGUUCGCGCGCCUAACUCAGUCAUAGUUUGUCAAAAUAGAUGUCAAAUAAUAAGUAACUGGUUGUUCAAAUUUCCAUGCUAGAUAAGCCUAAGUAAAAAAAGAACAAGAGAAAAAGUUAAAAACAAACAGUAUCUACGGUUUUCCAACCUCGGCAUAAUUUUAUAUCUAAGUUCGAAGUUUUGAACCAUAGGACCAAUACGAUUUUUAGGGUGAAUCCAAAAUACGUUGCUGAAGUGCAACAUACAUUCAUAUAAAACACGGAUUUUUAAAGUGUAGUGAAAAGCAGAGUGCAUUUAGAAUGUAGUAUAUUUACUCAAUGAAUUCCAAGCAAUGCGAUUACAAACUUAUUUAUCAAAUGAUUUUACGUGAAAAUGAAAAGAUGUGACAAAUAAAAGUUAUAAUUAGAAGCACUAGAAAGGAAAGAUAAUAUCAUGCAUAAACGAUAUCAUACUGUCACAUAGCGUCCAUACUUGUACAGGAUAGUAUAGGGUUUUUUAAAGCUUCUAGAUAAAUACGGGUUCUGAGAACCGUUAUGGACACCAUGAAUAGUAUUGUAAGAGAAAAUCUUUUAACAGAAUAAUCUGUGUUGACAGUUGCGAGAGAAUAUGAAGAGAAAAAGUAUUACAUGAUACUUUUAACUACGCUUCAUAAAAGUGUAUUCAGCCGUUUGGUGGUAUUUUACGUUCUGGUAGUAAGAUUGGAUAAACCUCAAAUGUUUUGAUAAAUUGUACAUGUAUUUCUAUUGUUUUCUGUUUUAUCCCACCAUUAACAUAUUUAUGACUAGAAAAAUAAUAGACAUUAGCAAAGCUAUAUAGGCUUACGUGUUUGACUGAAAAUUAUACCUCUGAAGAACGUUCACUUACUCAAUAAAUUAUUUUAUUCCAUUAUGUAACAAGAUUUCACCUAAUUUGUCCGGAAAAAGCUAUGAAUAAAUUUUAAUCUUCGUUAAGUGUCUACUAUAAGUAGUGUGAAAUUAUUUUGAAAACAUCUUUUUGAAGUUGGCAAUUAGACUUCAACAUAAUGCAACUAGAUAAAUCAACCACUGUUUCUUGCCUUCUUUGGUUUAUGCUAUAUCCACAAGGGUUACUGGGACCGAAGCGAGACUUCAAAGUGUUCAUUAUGAAUAAAUUACAUUUGAAAAAAUUUAAACAUUACCAAGUUUUGAUUUGAUAAUUUUGAAUAAAUUGAGCAUUGGGUAGAUAAAUAACCAAAUUCACAUUAAUCCGAGUUAACUUGGAUUUAUUCUCUGAAGAAGUGGCUUACACUGAGUCACAAAACGUCAGAAAAUCUAAUUUUUCUACUCAUUGGGAUAUUACAAAUAUAUUAUUUUCAUUUAUAUCAAAUGGAAAAUUGACCACUGCGGUUAACAAUCGGAAUCUAUAAUACAUAUGAUUGUAUCUGAAUUAAACCAUUUGUCAUGUUGGCCAUUUUAUCAUUACGCUUUUAAUGGUAGCUAUUGUUUUGAAAUAUUAUUGUAGUUUUCAGCUAAUUUAUCAACAUAAUCACUACUGUUGUACAAUAAGUAUUACUAAUUAUUAUACCUUUUAUGAAUACCAACAAUGCAAUUUAAUUGUACUUCAGUGAGUAUACAACAAAAAAGUUUGUAAUAUAACCUAUUAUUUAAGUGAGAAAUAUUUUUACCUUGUUAGUAUUUUGUAUUUGUGAACGUUAAUAUUAUCUCUAUCUAGAAAUGCUUAGCAUGUUUUAUCUUUGUGUAUAGGUUGUUUACAAAAUGCAGAAAGCUGCUGAGGAAGUACCUGGAAUAUCUCGAGUUUUAUAUGAUCUUACUUCGAAACCACCAGCAACCAUUGAAUGGGAGUAAUUAGUAAUAUUAUUCUUUUAGUGUGUGUUUGUAUGUGUGUAUGUGUCCAUUCUGUGUUUUUACGAUUUCUUCAAGAGAUUAUCCUCUAAUUUCUUCAUAUCUGCACAGUUAGCGUCAUAGUAACAAAGUGGAUUUCUCGACCAUGCGUUUAUGAUACUGUUGUUGUUGUUAUACAAUACAUUUUCGUUUGAACUUAUUUCAGUUCUCUACCAAUAAUGAAUUUAAAAAAUCUUACUGUAUAACCUGCUUUUUUUGUUCUCAAAAAUCCUGCUUUGUUUCUAUUCUUUAUCCUCUAUUCAUUAAAUGUAUAAGAUUUACUGAUUGAUAAAAAUGACUUGUUUUCUUUUGAAACAAAAAAUAUAGACACCUAAGUUAUUCAGUUGAAAGCUGUUCCCUUUUGUCAUAUAUCAUGUGCAGUGUUUUUGUACACAUGUAUGGAUCAGUAUCGUUAACACAUUGAUUAUUAUUAAGUUAUAAGUCAGUAUUAUUUUAUUCUGGAUAAUAAAAUAAAUCUUAUGUUGG